Aspergillus pseudotamarii is the source of this 1081-nucleotide messenger RNA. RefSeq names its product Rad21/Rec8 N terminal domain protein. NCBI's taxonomy places the organism in Eukaryota, Fungi, Ascomycota, Eurotiomycetes, Eurotiales, Aspergillaceae. Bases 161 to 874 code for a protein of 237 amino acids. The record is from RefSeq and is a predicted model, not a curated record. The transcript has a single exon.
GUCGAGGUGGGGUGGUCGAUAACGAUGACAUUUGGCAAGAUGUAUGCCAGUACCCUUGCACAUAUGGUUCGGUUGAAUAUUACUAACAAACGUUGUACAGGUUGAAAUUGGUCGCCACGCCCCAUCUAUUUUUCGUGAUGACAACUCCUUCUCAUCUCAGAUGCCAUGGAAUAUCACAGCCUCUGUCCAGAGCUCCCAGCAUGGAUCGUCUGCUGCUAGUGGCCUCCGUGGAGUAGCAAAUGUGAGCGACCCUUCGGCUUCACGAGGCAGGGACCUCACUGCAUCCCACCCUGCUGGACGCGGACGAUCACGCAACCGUCUAACUAGCGCAAGUCCCCUAGCCAGUAGAGGUUUCCCCUUCGACGCAGAGGCCUUCGACAACUUGACGCUACCCGGAAAUGAUGACGUGGACGUCUUGAGUGACUUUGACCUGAGCCAGUUUCUACAGACUGAUCUAUUCGGUGCUGCCCAUGGCCAUACUGGAGACGACGCCAACGCAAGCACGUACAGUCGUCAGGUGACUCUUCAAGGUCGCCUAUCGAAGUCCAGCCUGGACCAAGAAAGCCUGAACUUCCUUGGGUUUCUAACAAAAAAGCUCGAGGCGAUGCCCGUGGAACAAACUGGGGAAAUGGAUGAAGACGGUUUCAUCAACUCACCGUCCGCUUACCAUGGUAGCAAAGCAAUCGGCUUUUCAGCACUUCUGCCACCGGCUGAAACCUCUCCUUCUGUAGCCACAGAGGGUUUGAUGCAUAUACUCACACUUGCAACUAAAGGUUUCUUAUCGGUCCGCCAGGAGAAUUAUCAAGACCGGAGAACUCGAUAUCAUAUCCGGUAUGAGUUUGGAGAGAUCGUUUUACAGAUAUCAGAGGUGUAGUCCUACGAUCAGUAUCGCGUUCCGCCUUGACUUGCUUCUCUAGGAUUUCUGCAAUUGAAUUACGGAAACAGUCAUGGAUGCCUAUCUGCACUUUCCUUAUUGCUUAUCUCCUAGCUGGUAACCAGUAAUUCGGCUUCUAUUCAACGUUCGGGUUUCUGAAAUGGAUGUCACAAUACCAGCAUCUCAUGACAUGACUUCCUCGCGCUA